GCAAGUUGGCAAGCAGUGUCUCCAAUGGUCUCCGACAUAACCGCAUAAAAAUAAUCGCUGAAUUGACUCAGAGUUGUUUUUAAUUUCAUUUUAAAAACGGAUAGAAUUAUUUAAUACUUGAAUUAUUCUCAUAUUUUAUAUUUUGGAGCAAAUAGGCAUUAUAGCUCCAUAGAGCUGGAAGCAACGUCAUAGAAAAAAAAAUUUAAAAAUUGACGGCUUGAAGUGAGGUGUAUCAUCAUCAUAUUUUCAAAAAUGCAUACAUCUGCUAACUUUAUUCUACGUGGUGGCGACGCAGCAUUCGCCAAUAGACAGAGAUUAUUAUUUGAUCAGCUUUCGAUUGCCGAAAACAGUUGUAAUAAACGUGUCAUAUCUGAGGUGGAUGAUUGCGAAAGAAGUUUAAUUUUGAGAGACGAUCAAAAACAAAAGAGAGAGACUAAAAGAUUUCGCGGCAAGGAGAGUAUCUUUAAACGUCCCGAGGGUCCAGCACCGCGCGCGAAUUUCAGAAAUAUUCCAGACUAUCAUAGGAAUCCACACAAAUGGGUCAAGUAUAGUCUGGAUGAUGUAUCUAGCGAAGACAUGACGGAACGCAGCAAUAUGCAAGCUGCUAUGUCAUUUCUAAAAGAACUGAAAGCACGCAGAGAAAAUGAAGAAGUUGAUCAAUGUGAAGAAAAGAUGGAUAUUGAAUUUGAAUCAGAUUUGCAAGAUUCUGUGGAAUUUAAAUCUAAGAAACAAAUAUCAACAUCACAAAUAAGGUUUAGAAAACCACAGAUCAAAGAUGUGGCAGAAAACUCUAAAGCAAUUGUUACAGACAGCACACUUGUAUUCAAAAGUAGUAAGAUUAUCUUGCCAGAAUAUGUAGUUGGACAGAGACCGAAGAAAAUAUCUAAACAAAACAGACCUGUGGUUAAAGUUGAUCGUUCAAAACAACUUAGAUUAGAUCAUUUACAAGAACCAGAUGAAGAAGAAGAUAACAGAGAUGUUUAAUAUAAAAUCAUUGUCCACAAAUGUUUAUAUAUACUAUCUUAUAUAUACUUAUAAUACUAUAUAGUACUAUCUUAUUUUAAUUUUAUCUUAAUAUUAUCUUAAUAUCAAAAAAAGAUAAAAGAAAAUAAAAAUAAUUAACAA
Cataglyphis hispanica is the source of this 1125-nucleotide messenger RNA. Its product is annotated as protein TSSC4. The record is from RefSeq and is a predicted model, not a curated record. Bases 253 to 984 code for a protein of 243 amino acids. The transcript is spliced from 2 exons. NCBI's taxonomy places the organism in Eukaryota, Metazoa, Arthropoda, Insecta, Hymenoptera, Formicidae.